Molecule: messenger RNA, 13663 nt
Organism: Plodia interpunctella (Indianmeal moth)
Lineage: Eukaryota; Metazoa; Arthropoda; Insecta; Lepidoptera; Pyralidae
Gene: Dlg5
Product: Discs large 5
Exons: 29
Coding region: 184-6315 (2043 amino acids)
Biological process (GO): negative regulation of hippo signaling
Cellular component (GO): plasma membrane
Molecular function (GO): protein binding
Source: RefSeq, a predicted model, not a curated record
UCAAUAUGUCCGUCAGCCGUUCAUUCAUUUGCCUUGUUGCUAAAAAAGGUUGAAACGAGAAAUGUUUUAGCGAUUAAAUACGUGUUAUCUUUUUGUUUCCAGUAAAUUACCUUUGAUUUUUACAUAUGUUGAAAUCGAGGUAAAUGGACAAUGGGUAUAGAUUUUAACUUGUAAGAUAGUAUUAUGGCAUCUGGAGCGUCUUCCUUGGAGAGCAAUGGCAGUAAUGAAUCCAUAUCACACAGUUAUGUAAGCAAUGAGAGGCAUAACACUGCCCAAAUACCAACUAUUCCUAUACCGAUUGAGUAUGAUGUCUUAAGUCCAAGCCAAUGCUAUGACAAGACUAGUUACACAGUCAAGGCUCAUGGGGCCCAUGUGAUGAGCGGGCCGUAUGAGCCUCUCGGGCAGUAUGAUGUGCUCAGCAAGCAGACUACCGAGAGCAUUAAACAACAGUGUGAAAUAAACCAGCUGCGGAGACAGCAUACAGAGACAUCACGGAGAUGUGACCAUGUUAUGAAGGAAUUGGAGUAUGUGCGUGGACAACACAGGGCCGCCAUGAAUCAGCUGGAAGUGUCCGCUCAGGAAGCUAGCAGCCUGCGAGGCAAAUACAACGACCUACUCAAUGACAACCAACGCUUGGAGCGUGAGGUACAACAUUUACAACAGAGCGGCAACCCUGAGGGGAGUCCAGACCUAAUGCACACUCUUAGGAAAUAUGAGGCGCUCAAAGAGGAGUUUGAGUGCUACCAGAAAAGAUAUGAAGACUUGAUCGAGAAACACAACACAACCUUAGAGAAAUUUCAAAUAAUCCAAGACGAAAACAACAGACUCAAAACGCAAUGCCACGACCUCACGCAAGAGAGGAACUCCGUUAUACGCGAGAGGAACGCACUAAAACAACAAGUUGCCAGCAUGGUGCGGCAGUGGGAGACGCGCAGCGAACGCGCGGACAUCAAGCGUUUGACCGACGAGAGGAACGCGGCCAUGCACGAGUACACGCUCGUCAUGAGCGAGAGAGACACGGUCCACAAAGAGAUGGAGAAGCUGGCGGACGAGCGACAAGCGGCGCUGAAGCGGGUGGCGGCGCUCGAGGCGGCGCUGCAGGCGGCCAGGGAGGAACAGAGGGCCACUGCGUUACAGGCGGAGAGCCUUCGCCGCGAAAUCGAGUCGGCGCUGGUGGAACGGGAUAGAGCCAUCAAGGAGUGCUCAGAUCUCAAGACUCCCAACACGAACACCUUGGGGAAAUCACGACAAGACAACUCCGCGUAUCACCACUUGGGACUAGCAAGUGGUGGGGGUAACGACGGGUUUCUCAACGGGCAGCACUCCAAUGAUCCCUCAAUGGACAAGUUGCAAGGGUUGGUGGGCAUGUCCUCGGACUCAGCGGACGCGGAGCGCGCGGAGUCGCUGGAGAACAACCCCGAGCUGGAGAGGCUCCGCAAGCAGCUGGACAGGAUGCAGGCUGAGCUGGCGGACGCUGUGAGGGAGGCUGAGGUGAGUGCUGAUGGUUAUCAUUACCAUCGGGGCUGUGGUGUCCCGGAGCCGGCACACAAGGAGUCGCUGGAGAACAACCCCGAGCUGGAGAGGCUCCGCAAGCAGCUGGACAGGAUGCAGGCUGAGCUGGCGGACGCUGUGAGGGAGGCUGAGGUGAGUGCUGAUGGUUAUCAUUACCAUCGGGGCUGUGGUGUCCCGGAGCCGGCACACAAGGAGUCGCUGGAGAACAACCCCGAGCUGGAGAGGCUCCGCAAGCAGCUGGACAGGAUGCAGGCUGAGCUGGCGGACGCUGUGAGGGAGGCUGAGGUGAGUGCUGAUGGUUAUCAUUACCAUCGGGGCUGUGGUGUCCCGGAGCCGGCACACAAGGAGUCGCUGGAGAACAACCCCGAGCUGGAGAGGCUCCGCAAGCAGCUGGACAGGAUGCAGGCUGAGCUGGCGGACGCUGUGAGGGAGGCUGAGGUGAGUGCUGAUGGUUAUCAUUACCAUCGGGGCUGUGGUGUCCCGGAGCCGGCACACAAGGAGUCGCUGGAGAACAACCCCGAGCUGGAGAGGCUCCGCAAGCAGCUGGACAGGAUGCAGGCUGAGCUGGCGGACGCUGUGAGGGAGGCUGAGGUGAGUGCUGAUGGUUAUCAUUACCAUCGGGGCUGUGGUGUCCCGGAGCCGGCACACAAGGAGUCGCUGGAGAACAACCCCGAGCUGGAGAGGCUCCGCAAGCAGCUGGACAGGAUGCAGGCUGAGCUGGCGGACGCUGUGAGGGAGGCUGAGGUUUCCAAAAGAAGACGCGACUGGGCGUUCUCAGAAAGAGACAAAUUGCUGCAAGAGAGAGAAAGUGUGAAGGCUUUGUGCAAUAGGUUAAGAAAGGAGAGAGACCAAAUGGUCGGCGAACUGGCAGACGCUCGACGGCACGGCGGCGGCAAGCAUAGCGAAGCCGCUAAAGAUGUCAAGAACGACUACGAAUGGGACCUAAUCGACGUGGAACUAAGCGGUCUCAGUAAAGACGGAGAUUUAGGUUUCGAGUUGUCCGGCGGGAGAGAAGACCCUUACUAUCCUAACGACUGCAGUAUUUACGUCACGGCUGUGAAGAAGGGUUCACCGGUUGAAGGGAAAAUCAAGGUGUUGGACCGAGUGACAGAGGCGUGUGGCGUAUCAGUGUGGACGAGCGGUCGCGCGGCGGACGCAGCGCUGCGGACGCAGCUAGCGCGGGGCGAGGUUCGGCUGCGGCUGCAGCGCGCGCGCGCGGUGCGGGUGUCGCUGCUGCUGGCCGACGCGCGCGGCCUGCUGCUGCACCACGGUAUCUUCAUCAGCAAGAUAACAACGAACAGUGCGGCCGCUAAGGAUGGCAAUAUUUAUGUCGGCGAUCGGGUCGUCAGUAUCAACAACCGUUCGCUAGAGGGCGUGAAGAGCGUAUCGGAAGCGAUGGCUCUCCUGAACGAGAAUCAAUACGACGUGAUGCUCACUGUACUUCGCCCGCUGUACCCCUGCUGUGAUACUAGAGACAGGUUUUCCGUGUACGAGCAUUCAUAUUCGGACGGAAAGAUGGUGAACAUUUGUUCGCAGACUGAAGAAUCGUACGGACAGUUCGUGCCGCCACCGGAUUCUAAGGUUCACAUUGAGCACGGAAUGGCGGACUUCGACCGCCGUUACGUCUACCAUUUGGCGGCCGGCAGCCAGGGCAAGAUUCAAGAAAGAGGCGCGUGGGAUAUGAUCCGCGGCAAGAUCGAGGCUGUCACUGGACGCAGCAAGUCGAAGGAUAAGCAGAAUAAGGUGCCAGAAUCGGAUGCGAUCGCGGAAUUAGAUUCUGUCAUCGACAGCUAUCAUGGCAAAACAAUCAAAGAAACCAGCAGUGUUCUAAAACGCUCGCGAAGAAAAAACAAAGAGUCUCACAACGACGCCAAGAACGGUGGCACUUGGCCCAAGGCCCGGGCCAAUUUUAUUCUGGAAGAAAACUCUACGGGCACCAUAGUGCAGCCACGGUCGAGGAAAGAACGGCCUCCAUUGUCUAUACUUCUAAGUCCGCCAACCAAGCUUCCACCAGAGCCUCAACGCUCAAACACGAAUAGAAAUUCGAACCCCAUACCCCUUGGACACGCCCCUCUAACUCAAGUCACCACCCCCGCACGGCAUUCCGUCUACAAAUCCAUCGAAUCAUCCCCCGCAAUCGAACAUUUCCCCAAACCAGCCCCAUUGACCGUCCACAACCCUUUCGCUUCACCCAACAGUAUGAAUUUCGAGAAAAUUCGAACGCUGGAGAAAGACAAAAUGUCCAUCAGUGACUACUCAGACCAUGACAUAACGCCAAAUCGGCUAAGUCUUGUCCUAAACCCAUCAGACGACUCCUUAGACUACCAACCAGUGACACGAAACAGGACUAAAAGCCCCCAUUCGUUAGAUUUCAUGGUCAACAAAGGCCCAAGCUCUCUAGACUUCGUAACCCGAAAAUCACCAAGCUCAAUUGAGCAUUCGAUGAAAAAUCAUCCAGGGAAAGAUUUAUUAGAACAGUAUUAUUCUUCAAAAAAGUCCUCUUCACCUAAAACAGUGAAUAAAUACCCUUCAGACAGCGACAGCUUCGGACCUGAUAGUCUCAACAGUAAUCCGAAUUACCCCAUGACUGGGACGUUGCCUACGCAAUCACGAUUACAAUCUCAAUACCAUUACAGAGGUCCCUUUGUCAACUCCCAUCCACACACAAGUAGAUACCCACAUCUCGUCAGUCCGACAAAUAUACCGCAAAGUCAGUCUGGAGAAAGCAUUGGAACAAGUUACGACAUGCACUCAUUCACGUCUCAUACGCACAACAUGUCUGAUCUCCAACCAGUCCCGAGGACUACAAGAGUGGGCGAUUACCACCACACAUACGAAGGCGGGACGUUUCCGAGGAAGAAGGAGAACCAGAGGUUUCGUAUUCCGUCCAAUCCGAGCGUCACAUCUAAAAACUCUGCCGGAAAAUUAAGCACUGGAUCUAUAGAAAGGAGUUCCGAAAGGAAUUCACCAAUGCCGACAUUUCAUGUGGAAGUUUUGAGCCCUGGCCGAGGCGCGAAACAACUAGCGCAUAAAGGAACUAGGAAUUCCAUGCCAGAAUACUGCGGGAUGAGUUUAGACAAACCUUUACCUGGUGAAUUACGAAGAGUUCAUAUAGACAAGAGUCAACAACCGCUUGGGAUCCAAAUAUAUUGUCCCUCUGGCGGUGGGGUUUUUGUAUCUACUGUGAAUGACAAUUCGCUUGCAAGACAAGUUGGUUUACAAAUCGGAGACCAACUGUUGGAAGUGUGUGGAAUAAACAUGCGAUCCGCGACGUACCAGUUAGCUGCGAGAGUUUUGAGGCAGAUAGGAAACUCUAUCACUAUGUUGGUGCAAUACAGCCCUGAUAAAUAUAAAGAUGAGGUUGAAGUUACUGGUUCGUCAUCUUCAGGGGAGAGUUCUCACGAUGAGGAAGUUUCCUUAUCGGGGUCUCCGACUCCGAGGAAUUCCCCAGGUCCUCAGCAGUCGAUACGAAUGGAGACGCCGUCGAAUGAAGUGGCGACGUUGAGUCGCUCGGGGAAUAAGGAUCUGCCGAGGUUUUUGCUGAUCGAAAUGAGGAAUUGUUCCGAUUUGGGCAUCAGUUUAGUGGGGGGUAACGCGGUGGGGAUAUUUGUGCAUAGUGUGCAUAUAGAUUCGCCUGCGCAUAUAGCGGGUUUGAGGACGGGCGAUCAGAUUUUGGAGUAUAAUAAUGUGGAUCUGAGGCGGGCCACCGCGGAGCAAGCCGCUUUGGAGUUGGCGAAACCAGCUGAUAAAGUGAGCGUGUUAGUCCGACACGACCUGCAACAAUACCACGACGUAAAAGACAAGCCGGGAGACGCAUUCUACAUCCGCGCAGGGUUCGAUCGGGGGAACAAGUUUACUGCCACCGGUAUGGACACGCUCGAUGAAUAUCCCCUGUGGUUCAGAAAGGAUGAGGUUUUAUUUGUGGAUAACACGUUGUACAACGGAGCGCCGGGGCUGUGGCGCGCGUGGCAGCUGGACUGCAAGGGCGCCAAGCAACGCUGGGGGACUAUACCUAGCAAGUUCAAAGUGGAAGAAAUGCUUCGUCGAUCGAUCGGGCCGCUGGAGAGCGACGCCGGCCGCCGCGCCUCCACCACCGCGCGGCGCUCCUUCUUCCGCCGCAAGAAACACCGCGACAGCAAGGAGCUCGCGUCCUUCUCCAACACCGAACUCGGCUGUUGGAGCGACAGCGGGACCCUGGCUGAUGACGCCCCUGUGUUGUGCUAUCAGAGGGUGGAGAGGUUGCACUACGGCAGCCACCGGCCGGUAGUGGUGCUGGGCCCGCUGCGCGAGUGCGUCGCGGCGAAGCUAGUGUCGGACUGGGCGCACGUGUUCGGCGCGGUGCGCGCGGCGCCGCUGUCGCUACGCGGCGCCGCGCCCGCGCUGCAGCGCGGCACGCAUCUCGAGCCGCGUCCGCGCGCGCACUCCGGCUAUCUCGACUGCAUCCCGCUGCAGGCCAUACAGGAGCUGGCGCACAAGAAUAUCCACUGCAUCCUCGACAUCAGCGUGGCCACAAUAGAGAAGCUCCACAAGCAACAGGUGUACCCCAUCGUCCUGUUCAUCAAGUUCAAGUCGUUCAAGCAGAUCAAAGAGAUGAAGGACCCCAGCUACCCCACGGAGAAGGUGUCGGCUAAGGCGGCCAAGGAAAUGUACGAGCACGGAUUGAAGAUCGAGAACGAAUAUAGAAGCUAUAUUUCAGCGGAGAUCCCAGCCGGCGUGAACAUAGCCUACAUUUGCACACAAAUCAAAGAAGCAGUCAAGGAAGAGCAGAACAAAACGCUAUGGGUCCCCUCCGUGCAGGCCUGACCUUUGCCCCCCUCGCCCCCUCGGCACAAAUCCGUCACCUUCUGUUCCCAUUGUAAACACGACCCCUCCCCCUACUCUUCAGACCGAGAUAUCCGCUACUACUCCGACCCAGGACGCGAAAAACCCAAACCGAAAAAGAAAAAACACACUACAGAAUCAACUGACAGCGAUUUGAAAUAUUACUCGGAACCGGACGCGAAAAACUACUUCGAAAUCGACUACGAAUUCCUCAAAGAAUUACGCAGAAUCGCCAGAAAUAACUGCCCGAAAUGCAAGCGUAAAAGAUCUAGAAAAUCAGCGGAAAACCAAGCGAAAUACAAGAGCAAAGUUAGACCGAGAAGUUCGCGUUUAAAAGAGAAUUAUGUGUACUGCAACGGAAGAUAUCAUAGCGAUAAGGAACACUGUCAAUUGUGCUGCAAAGUCUGCAAUCGAUCGACUGACACUCUCGACUCGAUUGACGACGAAUACUCGUUAGUAUCGGGAAGCUACAGUCAACCCUCCAGCAAGACUGUGAGCUCGCGGUCUAAGUCUACUCCGAGAAACAAACCACGCGAACGGAAAAACUCUGUUCAAUCGAUUAAAUCUGUGUCGUUUCUAGAAUCGAGCAACGAUGAAUCGAAAGACGAGACGAAUUACACAGCAAAGAGUUUCACGAAUGAUUUGAAGAAGUUUCUGUUGAAGCCUUCGACACCGCGGCUCAGUUUCCGGGACAAAUUCAUUAUUAGUUUCAAACAAGAGUUUGAAGCGACCAAGAAAUCACCCAAGCUCAAAGCUAUUAAGGGUUUGUGGAAGUCUUAUUAAAAUUUUUUACUUAUACAAUGAUGCUAAUCAAUUUUGUGAAGCAUAAAAUUCACGUUCUUAUUUCUUACGGCGCCUAUUACAUUGCUGUUAUAUAAUAUAACAUGGCAUAUAGAAGAUGUAGCGACCAAAUGUAGUAAUAGUUUGAAUAUAUAGACUUGCUAUGCUGCCAGGCUUUGUCUUCGCCGCAUGAAUUAACGAUGUGAUAUUGUGCAAAGUUAAGUAAAAUAUUACGAACGUUUUCAAAUUGUAUUCUGAUAUUUAUUUAUAUUUAUGAUGGAUUUAAAUUUCCUAGGUGCUUUAUUUGGAGAUGGUUCUAUGUAAGUUUGAUUUAAAAACCAACGUAAGUGUUCAGAAUUGGUCUAAAAGUAUUAAAUAACCAAGGUUCAGGUGCUAAGGACUCAAGCUGUAAAAGCUUGUAUAUCUUUAUAUUUAUCAAUCAAUGGUCGGAUUGAUACAAAUUUCCUGCGAAUUGUCGAAUACAUAAGGUCAUUAUUAUUACUAGCUCUGGAUAAGAUACAAUUUAAGGAGCUGACGGACAAUAUUCAUUAAUGAAUUGGCACAUUAUGAAAAACAAGGAGGUCAUUAUCACACGGAUGCUAUAUAUUUAGCUAUAAUAUAUGUUUUGUCCUUAUCUCACUUUCCAAAUUUUAACAGACAGAACGAGACUUAGUUGUUCUUAUUAGUAAAUGGAAGGUGAAUCCGAGGUCUCGAGUGAAUUAUCUAAAAAAUAUCCCCAUUCAAAAUCUCGUUGGCGCUAAUUUCAUAAAACUAUAUUGCAAUUUAUUAUAUUUAGAAGAUAGAUAUAAUUGUCUAAUAGAGAAAUUUGUAGGUCUUUUUGCAUCGUACAGUACAGUACUGUAGCAUAAUUAAUUUGCUCGACUAAUGGAUUUUAAAAUCUUAUACAAGGACAAAAAGGAGAUAUCUUCUAAUUAAAAAAAUUAUAGAGUGCAAUAAAUAAAUUGCUAUCAUUAGAUGUUGAAAAUAUAUUGAAUAUACUAAAAGUAGUGCGUCGUUGUUUUAAGAAUAGUACUGAAAACUGCACCAAUCUUGUUUAAUUUCAAAAUUUGUAUUGUUACGCAAAAGCACAGUUUACACAUACAUUUUACACAAAUUAUUGUAGCUUAAGGUUCAUGAUUGCAGCACGUAUGUUACUACGACCUAAAAUAAUAUUAAUCGAUUUUCCAAUUACUUGUACCGGUUUUAUCCGGUUAGAAGUAGAAUGUUAUUCAGAGAUUAGGGACUAUAAGUGUCAAUAUAUCCCCAUAGUGUCCCUAGGGGACCCCUAGGACUGUAGUACAUAUUUAGAUAUUUACGUAUUAUACUAUUAGAAUGCUAACGAAACCGUCUGAUAUUUUAUAUGAUAUUUAUCUUAUAGUUUCGCAUAAUAUUGUCCAUUUGACGUGCCAAAAGCAUCGUAGAAUAUAGGGCAGCGAAAGAAACAAACUGUUCGUGUAAAUAUAACUAGUGUAUGUAGCUCUUUGACUAGUUUUCUUAUUUAUUUUUAUGUACAGGAAUUUCUAUUACGCUAAUUUAUAUAUUUUUUUUAUAAAAAAAAAAUCAUUAUUGUGUGUACUAAUUCCGCGGAAAUGUGGCACAGUUUAUUUGCCGGAAAAUGUUUAUUUAAUAUGUAUGAAGAAUAUGAGAGAGAAAUAGGUUACAUUGAUUUUGAUUGAUUGACACUUCUAUAAUAUACAAAACAAUGACGAGAAAAUCGAUUAUAAAUAAAUGAAAUAACACGAAAGAAAUCGAAAGUUGUUUGACAACUGAAUUAUAUUUAAAAGAACAUGAUUUAUUAAAUUAUAACAUAUUAUUUAUAUUGAAUAAAUUCAUUAUUUUGAUCAUUGAUAAACAUCAAAUUAACGGUUAAAACGACCAGAUUUUUUUAUUUCAUAGCUAUUUUGUCUUUGAAGGACCCAUUUUUUUAACGAAAGACGCUAUAGCCUCAAUUUUUUUAAAUUGUAAAAUACUGGCAUUUGAGAAAAUCGACCAACUACCAGAUCAUUUAAUUAGUAAAAAAAUACUGGAACAUCUCGACGAUGAGACGUUUUCUCUCAAUGCACUCGAUGCGAAAUUUUGUGACCUUAUAACGGCUGGUCGAUUUUCCUGAAUGUCACGUAUUGCUAAAUGCAGAAGUAGCGAUCUCAAGGUAUAAUUUGUGAUGAGGCUUACGGAUUGUAUCAGUUGUAGUUUAAGUUUUUGUACAGAUAUAACGAGUUUAUGUUACGUUGCCAGUUAACGUUUCAGUUUUAAGUCUUGGUUGUGGACACGCGAGGACAACGAAAGUGGUGUCGUAGAUGGCGCCACUUCCAAUUAUGUAUAUGCACUACGCGUGUUUUUCUUUCGGUUAUGGACGCGGCUCCAAUGGUCCUGCGUGUUCCGCUGCGUCGUCGCAACGGCUCCGUUGAUUUACAUAGAUUUUGAGAUCGACAUACGUCGAACGGCCGUAUUUUUUUAGCGAGAACAAUAUCGAUUAUUUGUUUAGCUUUUCUGCCACCAGAGUUUCCGAAGUUGUCGAAUUAUUUACAUUUCAAAUUAUGUAUUAUACAGUGGUUUAUGCGUAGAUAACCAUCAAGAUACCAUUUUUUCGUUCUCCUCCGCGUGUUCACAGCUUAUGGAUGUAGGCUUUUUGAUUUUUAAAUGUAAGUCAGUUUUAUUAUUUGAAUUGUGCAACUAACGAAAUAAAUCGUACAAAUGUUUUUGUUUUAUAUAUACACUGACGAAUUUCCUAUAACGAAUGUUUAAAGUUUAGUUCAUAUGUCUUCAAGACCAGAAUUUGACCAGAAAUAAUCUAUUUGCUGAUUAUAAUUGUAUCUUUUAUGUCGCCGUACAUUAUAUUUGGCAAUAAUUAAAAUUUUUGCCAUUAAUGUAUUGUAUGGCUGUGCGGCGAUGAUGUUUUGGCCUAAAGUCCACAUUCGGGACUCCAUUAGGUUAAAAUAGACCGAAUGAAGGGGUCAGAAAAUACAUUACCAAGAUCAAACUUGAUUGGUGUUUUCUAAACACAAAUUUAUUAGUUUAUCUAUUGUGUCUCGAUUAUCCGCGAUCAACAGGUUUUCAAUCAAUUCAUCGUGAAAGAGAUAUUCAAGAACAAUAGUAAACAAAGACGGCCUUAUCUUUCGUGCCACCUCAACAGAAAGAGAUGACGAUAUGGAUGUUUACAAGUUAAAGCUUAUUAUUCUGUGCUCGUCACUUCUUUCGGUCUAUGUUAACCUUCACAGAUGAUAAAUAGUUACCAUUAAAUUAUAACAGCACAAAAUCAGUUCCGAUACAAAUUCUUUACAACGUUAGCGCGUAAGAAUAUAAAUAAUUUUGAUCUGAUAUAAGUUAAAUAAGUUUGUUUUUAAUAUUGUUUUAUAUACUGUACAUUAUAUAAAUUAUAUAUUCUAAUUAAUAUUAUCAUUAUCGUAUUUGAAAUGGACAAUAAAUCAGUAUUUAAAUUAUUAAAACUUUUACAAGGUAAUGUAUUUCUUGUUUUGGAGUAUAUUUAUCUGUUGUUUUAUUCUUGUAUUGGUAUUAUUUUAUAUAGAUUGUGCUAUUUUUAAUUUAUCUUUGGGCACUGCACUGUAUGUGAGUAAUAUGGUACAGAUUACACUGUCUAAAAUUACUUGCGUCUCCACAUUUAUAAGGCAGAUCGAAUCCAAUGACUUAGUAUUUAUUAUUUUUGUAAGGAAACGGAAGUUCAUAGUUUGGACGCAAUAGCGAUAUUACAUGAGAAAUAGUUAUAUUAGAUUCGGCGCCUAUGCGUGUAAGAUGCGAUUCGUAUUAGUUGGAUUGAAAAGUUAUACAAUAGAAUGAGAAGCAGGAUGAAAUCAGGUUUGCUUUCUAAGCUGACUGUCACGCAGUAGUCAUACUUAUCUAUACUAUUAUUAUAAAGAGUGAAGCGUUUGCGAGUUUGUAUGUUUGAGGCGGGUAAUCUGCGAAACUACUGAACAUAUUUCAAAAAUUUUUUCACCAUUAGAAAGGUAUAUUAUCCAAGAUUGCUAUAGGCUAUAUUUUAUCUCAAAAUUCCUACGGAGCCCCGCGCAACAUCUAGUAGGAAAUAUUAUGCAAAGGGAUUAAGUAUUAAAGAAAACUUGUCAGGGUAUUAUGUAAUCUGUGGUUACGUCGAUGAGGGCACGCGGUGGCCUUUACGGAUCAGGAGGUUUUGGAAGUUAGAACGUCCUUGGGUGCACAUCGACUGCAAUAUAUUUCAAAGCAAAAGGUCCUUAUUACUGAAAGUUCUCACUGUAAAGCGUCAUGACAGCUAGAAGACUUCAAUUUUCUGUUAAUUUCCAAUGUAAAACGUCCGCAAUUGAACCAGACUCUUGAGAAUACGUCAAUAUAUAAUGCCCUAGAGAGCGAAACGUUUAUAAUGAAGGUAUGAAAGUAUGAAAAAUAUUCGAUAAAGGAAAUAAAUACAGAUAUACUUUUCUAUUUAUUCACCUAAGUAUUGUUUCAUUUAAUAACCCUAAGUACUAUUUCAAUUUAUAGAUAUAAAACUACACUUGUACAUCUUAAAGAUCAUUAAGGAUUUUUUUUAAUAGUUGAAAUUCUUUUUAAAAAAUCAGGUAAGGUGUUAUACAUCCUUCUAUUUUUUUUCUUUUUUUCGGCGUAUUGCAAAUAGAAACGCAUAUCGGCCUUUCGUCUCUUCGUUCCAUGACAGACAUUCCUUGUCUAUAUCUUAUUUCCUACCACUUUGCUUCCUACCUAAGUGCGUCAAUAAAUAGAAUUAAUGUCGGUUUUUUAUUCACCUUUGAAUUAAAUCUUCUGUUCCAGCCUUCCAGGGGAUUAUUGGUUUGAAAAAUGUCAUUGUAACAACUUAUAUUCAUGCUUGGCUUUUGCCAUUGCUUUUCGAACAUUAAAAGAGGGAAAUUUGCACAUAUUCUUAUUAUAUCCUUCGAUUCUUUACUAUAAUUUGCCUUCAAAGUAUCUACCUUUUUCCAUACGGCUUUAUUAAAAUGGAAAUGACAUCCGGACACAUCAACACUCGGAAAAGCUUUUUUUUUUGCAUUGAUAAGCCCGGCCUCAUAGUCACACUUGAUAUUUGCUGUAUUCAGUUCUAAAUGUUGUUUUAAAAGUUCAAAUAAUCGUUCAUAUGUGUGCUGUUGUUAGGCAGUAAGGCAUAAAUUACCCCCACCACAUGGACAGCCUCAAUACUAUUGCUUAGGUUAGCAUGAAUUGACAUUAUUUGGUAAAAUGGUUUGGGGGUUCUUGUAAAAGUGCCAUCAAUAAAAAAUAUAUUAUUUUCAAGUUUUUUUUUAACGAGGAUCUCAUCAUCAUAGGACAAAAUAUUAAUAUUUUAUUAUUAUGUGUGCCAUCUUCACAUACCAAAAAAUCCGUUGCUAAUAUUUCUGGCACUUUAACAUCAUUUAAGGUAGUAACUUUUGUUUUUUGUAGGUUGAGGAAAUUUCUUCUAACUCGACGAAGUGUCUUUUUUUGACAGAAAAUUUGGAACAAAUUCACCUCUAGUUUAGCAAACUUUUUUCAAAUUUCUUUUGUACUGGAAUAUAUUUCUGACAAACUGUUUUCUUGCAUUCAUCCAACACGGCGUCAACUCUAUUUUUAAUAAAAUUCGGUUUACAACUAUGAUCAGUUCGACGUAGAAUUUCAUGUCGGUCUUUAUUUAUUGUAAAUUUGCACUACAAUUUUCGCGAUACGCACAUCUCCAUCGUGAAGAGCCACUUUUAUUGAUAAUGAUUCGGUUGAAUCUAUACCCAUCGAUUAGCAAAACAGGUUUAUUCUUUUGACUAUCAAUGAAAACCAGUUCCCGUUCCGUACUACAACUUGGAUUAUUUUCCAUUUUAAAUUGCAGUUGAUGUCCACUUAGCUUCAAGAACUUUCAAAUCCGAAAAGGAUUUCACAAAUUUGCAGUUGUAAGGUCGUUUGGUCGUUUUGAAACAUUGUUGACAUAUAUAUGACAAUAAAAAACAUAGUUUAAUAUUCUAAACAGGUUUUAUCUACACUAAUGCUAUAAAUUCUCUUUAUUGAGAAGGAAAUAUUCACUAAGUACUUUCUGAAAUAAGGACCAUUUACUUCUUAGUUACUUUUUCCGUAAUGGUCAAAAAGAUUCAAACACAUUAUGUCUAGAGGACUAAUUGUUGGCAAGGCCAGUUUUCGAACCCAUUUCAAAUUGAGGACGUUUUGCUCUCAGAGCAUUAUAUAUUGUAGUCGAUGUGCACCCAAGGACGUUUAGCUUCCAAAACCUCCUGAUCCGUAAAGGAGGCUCGGCUUUGCUCGUCUCAGUCAAGAAUUUUACGUGUGAAAGAGAAGGUAAGAAUUGCGCGCGGUAGUUCGUCUUUAAGCUAGUUGUGAUCACAUCGCGUUUAUAUUUUCUAUUGGUAUAUAUCAUGGUUCUGUCCACCCCGUAAAGGAUAAAGACGGGAUACUGUAUCUGUUACCACAUAGCUGUGCGUAAAGAUAAAAUGAAAAUAGUAUGCUGUUGUUUAGCAUUGUACGUAUAUACUAUGUACGGCCAAGUAUUUAUCCUAGGCGGAUAUGUUUAGGGGUAAGUGGUAACGUUUCAACGAACUGUUUACGAAUAGAGAGAAUCAAUACACGAAACAUAGACACA